Messenger RNA from Amborella trichopoda, 2453 nucleotides. Its product is annotated as SNW/SKI-interacting protein A. NCBI's taxonomy places the organism in Eukaryota, Viridiplantae, Streptophyta, Magnoliopsida, Amborellales, Amborellaceae. The record is from RefSeq and is a predicted model, not a curated record. Gene Ontology annotation, biological process: mRNA splicing, via spliceosome. Gene Ontology annotation, cellular component: spliceosomal complex.
UCUGUCCGAAGGGGUAGAUAUGCAGUAUGCUCGAGCUGGAGCACAAUAUACGAGCACUUUCAUUUAAUGAUUUAGGAACACCACCAUGUCCAGAUGCCCUGAGAAUUGAGCAGCUUUCUCUCUCUUUCUCUUUUAUUUUUUUCUCUCUCUCUAUCUCUCUAUCUCUCUCCACUGAACGUCUCUCUUCAUCAACCUAUCUCUUGCUCAAACGCCUGCAGUUUAUUCGAGGAUUAUAUUCUUGGUAAAUUUGGUGGCAUGGUAUGGCAACGUUGAAGGAGCUUCUUCCCCAACCAAAGUCGGAAACCACUGGUGUCUAUGACUUUUCAUCAGACCCAUGGUUCAAAGAUCGGUUCAUUGACCCUGCAAAAUCCAGUAGUAAUUCAGUUUCCAAAGCCAAAUCCAUCCCUCCUUACGGGAAACGAGCUGGUUUUGUUCCUAGAAAACCUGAAGAUUUUGGAGAUGGUGGGGCCUUUCCUGAGAUCCACAUUGCCCAGUACCCACUUGGCAUGGGCCGAAAAGAAGAGAAAAGAGACUCGAAAAUCCUUCCCCUCACUGUAGAUGCCCAGGGAAAUGUUGCGUUCGAUGCCAUAGUAAAACAAAAUGAGAAUGCUUCCAAGAUUGUCUACUCCCAGCACAAAGAUUUGCUCCCAAAGUUGAUUAAUGAUGAGGAAAAGAAGGAUGAAGAGGAAGAAGAAAUAGCAGAAACGACACAGAGAACAAAGGAAGCUUUGGAGAAGAUAGUGAACGUUCGUUUGAGUGCUGCACAACCUAAGAAUGUUCCCCAACAAUCCACCGAUGCGACAUUCAUUAAAUAUAAACCUUCACAACAAUCAGCUGCAUUCAAUUCGGGUGCAAAAGAGAGGAUUAUCCGUAUGGUUGAUAUGCCUGUUGACCCACUUGAGCCCCCAAAAUUCAAGCACAAGAGGGUACCUAAAGCCUCAGGUUCACCACCAGUUCCUGUUAUGCAUUCACCACCUCGCCCUGUUACAGUGAAAGACCAACAAGACUGGAAAAUUCCCCCUUGUAUUUCUAACUGGAAGAAUCCAAAAGGGUACACAAUCCCCUUAGACAAGCGUCUUGCUGCUGAUGGGCGUGGGCUUCAAGAGGUUCAGAUCAAUGAUAACUUUGCAAAGCUCUCAGAGGCCUUGUAUGUUGCAGAGCAAAAGGCUCGAGAAGCUGUAGAGAUGAGGUCUAAGAUACAAAGGGAGCUUAUGCUUAAGGAGAAGAAUAGAAAGGAGCAAGAGUUACGUGCUCUCGCUCAAAAGGCAAGGUCAGAGAGGACUGGAGCAGGGCCUGUAGUUGCUGCUGUAGAUAAAGGCACAAUUGAUGGACGCGAGGAGAUCAGUCCUUUCAAUGGAGGUGAGAGAAGGGGAGAUAUGGAGAGGAUGAAAGAAAAUGUUAGAGAGACAAAGGAGGAGAGAGAAGAGAGGCUGAAGCGUGAAGCGAUACGUGAGGAGAGAAGGCGGGAGCGAGAGCGGGAGAGGAGAUUAGAGGCAAAGGAAGUAGCCAUGGGUAAGAAGAGCAAGAUAACAAGGGAUAGGGAUAGGGAUAUUAGUGAGAAGGUUGCUCUUGGCAUGGCCACUACUGGUCGAUCAGGUGAAGUCAUGUAUGACCAAAGGCUUUUCAAUCAAGAGAAGGGUAUGGAGUCUGGUUUUGCAGCUGAUGACCAAUACAAUAUAUAUGACAAGGGUUUGUUUACUGCACAUUCUACGCUCUCUACUCUCUACAGGCCUAAGAAGGAUACUGAUUCAGAUGCGUAUGGAGGGGCCGAUGAGCAACUCGAGAAGGUGCUCAAGACCGAUCGAUUCCGGCCUGAUAAAGGUUUUGCUGGGGCCAGUGAGAAGGCAGGACCUAGAGAUAGGCCUGUUGAGUUUGAGCAAGAGGCAGAAGAGGCUGAUCCUUUCGGUUUGGAUCAGUUCUUAACAGAGGUGAAGAAAGGGAAGAAGGCUAUGGAUAAAAUAGGGGGUGGCGGCACCAUGAAGGCCAGUGCUGGUGCUGCAAUGAGGGAGAGCUACGAGGGAGGGUCAAGCAGGACCCGUGUUGACUUUGAAAGGGGUCGGUGAAGAAAUUUUAUGUAUUAUGUAGAAAUUACGAAAUGGGAUAGUAUAUGGAAAUAUGGAGACUUAUGGUGGGGCAUGGUCCUUAAUAGAGCAGAAUGACACGAAUAAGAUUCGUGAGGUCGACCCAAAUUAGUUGAGAAAAGGCUUCGACAAUGAUAAUGAUGAUCGGAAGGGUAUAGACCUUGUAGCUUUGUAGCCUCAUGCUAAAUUUGGUUUCAUCAAGGUGUAUGAAAUUCUUCUGGUCCUAGUUUUACUUGAGGGGCUGAGUAAAUUUCUUGGGACUUGCAAUCAGCAUUUAACUGCUCUAUCUUAAUUUUUUAUGUGUGUGUGUGAUGGAUGAACAAAUUUAUCUAUCUUUUUGGCCUUAUGGGAUGUAUUUUUUCUUAAGCUGUA